Solanum dulcamara is the source of this 2782-nucleotide messenger RNA. RefSeq lists its product as uncharacterized. Bases 224 to 2515 code for a protein of 763 amino acids. The transcript is spliced from 4 exons. The record is from RefSeq and is a predicted model, not a curated record. NCBI's taxonomy places the organism in Eukaryota, Viridiplantae, Streptophyta, Magnoliopsida, Solanales, Solanaceae.
CCUCUCUUUCUCUCUCCAAAACCAGAGUGGUUCUGCAUAACUCAUAAACAAAUCAAAGAAACCUGUUUUUUUCCUCCAUUCUUGUGAGUCUUUUUUGUGUUUCUUGAGGACCCUUUUGAGUAUUUGUUUGUUUUGUGUCAAUCCCUUUUGUGUUUCUUGAGGACCCUUUUGAGUAUUUAUUAGUUUGUGUGUGAAUUCAAAGGGGAAAAAGAGAACUAGAAAGAUGGUUGUGAAAAUGAUGAAGUGGAGGCCAUGGCCUGAAUUAUCUUCCAAGAAAUUUGAGGCCAAAAUCACUGUUAAUUGUGUUAAAGGUCUAAACUUUUCUCAAGAUUUUCAAAGAUUGGUUGUUGAAAUCAAGUGGAAAGGUUCAAAGGGUAAUCCUUUAACUUUGAGUUCUCUCAAGAGGAAAAGUGUUAAGAAGAAUUUCACUAAGGAAGAGUCUUUGAAGGAUGAUGGAGUUGUUUAUUGGAAUGAGGAGUUUCAGAGUCUUUGCAACUUUUCUAUAUCCAAAGAGAUUGCAUUUCAUCCAUGGGAGGUUUCUUUCACUGUGUUCAAUGUUACGAAUAAACGAUCGAACCAUAAAGUGCCCAUAGUUGCUGCUGCAUCAUUGAACAUUGCGGACUUUGCUUCAGAAGCUAGGGAGAAAGAAGAAAUUGAAAUAGUCAUUCCCUUGGAAGCCUAUACUGGCGGCAUUAAGAACCUUUCACUUUGUUUGUCUCUCAACCUUGUUGAAUUGGGUGAUGCUCAUGAAGCCUCAGAAGCAAUGCCAAAGUUUGUCAUGUCUGCUCCAGUAUCUCCUUCCCCUGCAGAGGUUGUGUCGACAGGCAGAAAUGAGCUGUCUGCUUUGAAAGCAGGUCUGCAUAAAGUUAAACUUUUCAAGGGAUUAUCUACUAUGCGACGAAAGAAGGCAUGUCAUGAAGAGGAGGGCAGUGAUGGAAGGAACUCGGUGAGAAGUGAUGAUACUGACAUGGUAUAUCCAGUUGACACAGAUUCACUCGGUGAUUCGGAGGAAGGUGAAUCAGAUGAAGUGAAGGAGGAUGUGAGUAUGCGGAAGUCACUCAGUUAUGAAACACUUGCCUAUGCGAAGCAUGCUGGUGGAUCAUGCUACGCAAACACGAGUGGCAGUGAAGAUGAGGAUUUGAUCUAUUAUAGCCAUCACAAGUCUGUUGCAGGGCGUGUGUAUCCCGAGGGUGCAACUGGAGAAGGUCAUAAUCAAUAUUCACAGCAGAGUUCAAAACGCAAAAUUCUCCCUUGGAGGAAGAGAAAGUUAAGCUUCAGAUCUCCCAAACCCAAAGGGGAGCCGUUGUUAAAGAAGCAUUAUGGAGAGGAAGGUGGGGAUGAUAUAGAUUUUGAUCGCCGACAGCUUAGUUCAUCCGAUGAGUCUUCUUCAGGGUGGAGUAAAUCUGAGGAAGGUUCAACUGUGAAUCGAUUUCUAGUCUCUGAGUUUGGAGAUGACAGUUUUGCUGUUGGUAGUUGGGAGCAGAAAGAGAUAGUAAGCCGUGAUGGGCAGAUGAAGCUGCAGACUGAGGUCUUCUUUGCUUCGAUUGAUCAACGAAAUGAGCGAGCUGCAGGUGAAAGUGCUUGUACAGCCUUGGUUGCUGUGAUUGCUGAUUGGUUCCAUUCCAACCCUGAAGAAAUGCCCAUCAAGUCCCAACUCGACAGUCUUAUACGUGAAGGUUCACUAGAGUGGAGGAAUCUCUGUGAAAACGAGACGUACAGGGAGCGUUUCUCAGAUAAGCAUUUUGACCUCGAAACAGUGGUCCAGGCUAAAGUGCGCCCACUCUCAGUAGUCCCAGAGAAAUCAUUCAUUGGUUUUUUUCAUCCGGAAGGAAUCGAAGAUGAGGGAUUCGAUUUUCUCAAAGAUGCCAUGUCCUUUGACAACAUCUGGGAUGAGAUUUCUAAAUCUAUUCAAGACAGUCCCAGUCUUGGCGAGUCCUUUGUCUACAUUGUGAGUUGGAAUGACCACUUCUUCAUCCUCAAGGUUGAACGAGAUGCAUACUAUAUCAUCGACACACUUGGUGAGAGACUCUAUGAAGGCUGCAACCAGGCUUUCAUCCUCAAAUUCGACAAAGAUACGACAAUUUUGCAGCUACCUAACAUGAGUCAACAAUCAGAUGAUAAACCAGCUAGCAUUAAAAAGGAGCAAACUGAUAGAAAACAGGCCACUAACGAAGGGAAAAUUGUCACAAAUAACACCAACGAAAAGAUGGAUGAAUCAACUGUUGCCUGCAGAGAUAAAGUACCUGAAAACGAGGAAGAAUCGAGGCUUGUUUGUAAAGGCAAAGAGGCCUGCAAAGAGUAUAUUAAGAGUUUUUUGGCAGCAAUCCCCAUUAGGGAAUUACAAGUUGAUGUGAAGAAAGGAUUGAUGGCAUCUACACCACUUCAUCAGAGGCUGCAAAUUGAGUUCCACUAUACAAAGAGCUUUAAUAACACUCAGUUGGAAUCGGAAUCACCCUUGGAAGAACUGACUAAUAACAGCUUGGCGUUACCAUCUUCAGCAGCAGUAGCAGAGUAAGCGCUGGUUAGUAAAUCCGAGUAUACAUACUUAACAUCACUAAUCCUUCUUUUUGUGUUUCUACAUCUAAUUUAGGAAUGAAGGGCAGGCAGGCAUGCCUUAUAUCCUUUCUUUCAUAUAUGAUUGCAAGUUGCAACUGGCUUAGUGGCUCUUGUUAAUGUUUUCUUCCUUCCUUAUAAUAGGGAUGUAACAAUGUAAAUGAGAGGACAUAAAAUAAACAAGUAUAUGAUUUCUAUAUUGCUCUCAACUUUUCAUUUGUUUCUAGAA